Messenger RNA from Dromaius novaehollandiae (emu), 2250 nucleotides. RefSeq names its product maternal embryonic leucine zipper kinase (gene MELK). Gene Ontology annotation, molecular function: ATP binding; protein serine/threonine kinase activity. The record is from RefSeq and is a predicted model, not a curated record. Gene Ontology annotation, biological process: protein phosphorylation; intracellular signal transduction. The coding region runs from base 176 to 2002 and encodes 608 amino acids. The transcript is spliced from 17 exons. NCBI's taxonomy places the organism in Eukaryota, Metazoa, Chordata, Aves, Casuariiformes, Dromaiidae. Gene Ontology annotation, cellular component: cytoplasm.
GCCGCGGUGAUUGGCCGCUCCGCGGGCCCGGCCGGAUGUGGGCUGGCCAGCCGGGGUAUUUGAAUACUAACGGCCGCGUUGUGUUAUCCCUUCGGCGGUGAGGUUUCUGCGGUGCUGGGCAGGCGCGGUGGCCGUGCAGGUGCUUGAAGAACUGCAGGUCUCUGCCAGUCUCAGAAUGGCUGCAGGUGACUAUGAGGAAGUUCUCAAGUAUUACAAGUUAUAUGAAACAGUUGGAACAGGUGGAUUUGCAAAGGUUAAACUCGCACUACAUCGUUUUACUGGUGAAAAGGUUGCAAUAAAAAUCAUGGACAAACUAGCUCUAGGGGAUGACUUGCCUCGUGUUAAAAUAGAAAUUGAUGCCAUGAAGAGCUUAAGUCACCAACAUGUUUGCCAGCUGUAUCAUGUGAUAGAGACAUCCAAGAAAAUAUUCCUGGUCUUAGAAUAUUGUCCUGGAGGAGAGCUGUUUGAUUACAUCAUUUCUAAGGACCGCCUUUCGGAAGAGGAAGCUCGUGUAUUUUUUCGGCAGAUUGUCUCAGCAAUUGCUUAUGUUCACAGUCAGGGGUAUGCCCACAGGGAUCUCAAACCAGAAAAUUUGCUGAUUGAUGGUGAACAUAAUUUGAAGCUGACAGACUUCGGACUUUGUGCAAAGCCAAAGGGUGGCCUUGAGUAUCAUCUUAACACAUGCUGUGGAAGCCCAGCUUAUGCAGCACCAGAGCUAAUUCAAGGCAAAGCAUAUAUUGGCUCAGAGGCAGAUAUUUGGAGCAUGGGAGUACUGCUGUACGCUCUACUGUGCGGCUUUCUCCCCUUUGAUGAUGAAAACGUCAUGGCUGUCUAUAGGAAGAUAAUGACAGGAAAAUACUAUGUUCCAAAGUGGCUGUCUCCUAGCAGUACACUACUACUUCACCAAAUGCUGCAGGUGGAUCCAAAGAAGCGGAUUACAGUUAAACACUUGUUAAGUCAUCCUUGGCUUAUGCAGGGUUAUUCUGAUCCUGUUCAGUGGCAAAGCAAAUACCGACUGGGACACCUCGAUGAAGACUGCAUAACAGAGCUGUCUGCAUUUCAUAAACAGAGCAGGGAAAGUAUAUCGGAGUUAAUAUCAGAGUGGAAAUAUGACCAAAUGUCAGCAACAUAUCUCUUGCUUCAAUCCAAGAAGGCUCGUGGCAAGUGCAUUCACUUAAGGCUUCCAUCUCUAAUAAGGCAUGCCAGUACAACACAACUGGCAGGCCUGGAGCAUUCAGAGCAUGAUGCUGAACUGGAUGAUAUAGAAUUCACACUGUCAACUCCAGUGACAAGAAAAGUGGCAUCGAGGAAGCAUGAAAACAAAGAGAAUGUUGAUACAGAACCUGCUGUAAAAAGUGAAAUGCCCUUUGCACUUCCUGCUCCAAAGACUCCUUCUGCAAGGAGUAUGAAUGAGAAGCAAACACAGCCCAUACCCUUUCAGGCACGUGCUCUCAAAGAGAGCCAGUUCACUACAGUCACCCCAAUUAAGAAACCCACAAACCCAGCAAAUAUAGAUGAAUUGACAACAGCUGAGAUUCUUCCUGAAAGAAGGUGUCACUCAGUAGAACUAGAUCUCAACCUAGCUCAUGUGGAUAGCAGCCAAAAGAAGAGAAGAGCCAAGAUGUUUGGAAGUCUUGAAAGAGGAGUAGAUAAAGUGAUCACAAUGCUCACCCCAAACAAAAAGAAACGAUCCAGCACAGAUGGUCCAAGGAAAAUGAAGGCACACUGUAAUGUUACCACAACUCAGCUACUGAAUCCAGACCAGGUGUUGAAUGAAAUAAUCGCUGUCCUUCCAAUGAAAAAUGUAGAAUAUGUUCAGAAGGGUUAUAUCCUGAAAUGUCAAACACGGUCAGAUUUUGGCAAAGUUACUAUGGAGUUUGACUUAGAAGUGUGCCAGCUCAGUAAAUCUGAAGCAGUGGGUAUCAGGAGACAACGGCUUAAAGGUGAUGCUUGGGUCUACAAGAGACUAGUGGAAGACAUUUUAUCUAGCUGCAAAGUGUGACUUGCUGAUGCAUGUGCUGAGAAAGCAGAAAUUUUGUACUGCCUAAGACAUCCGAGGUUUUAAUCAUAACAUCAUUUAAAAAAAACCUGUUCAGAAAACUAAUUCUUUGUCACAUUCACAGCUAUAUUAGAAAACAAAUCUGUCAUUUCUGCCUUUUUAAUUAUCUGUCUUUGUAUAUAUGCUCUCUGUAUGUUUUCUUUUUCUUUGAGAAAUUUGAAUCUCUUUAAAAUAAAAUUCUGUAAACUGGU